Messenger RNA from Cimex lectularius (bed bug), 857 nucleotides. RefSeq lists its product as uncharacterized. Bases 334 to 840 code for a protein of 168 amino acids. NCBI's taxonomy places the organism in Eukaryota, Metazoa, Arthropoda, Insecta, Hemiptera, Cimicidae. The transcript is spliced from 2 exons. The record is from RefSeq and is a predicted model, not a curated record.
UGUCUGGUUUAUUGUAAUAUGAAUGUUGACCACGUGGUGCACACAGUCAAAGUGAACGGAAAAGAUAUCAAAAUUUCAUACGAGGGCUAACUGCCACGAGUGUCCUAUAUUGCCAGACUGGCCACAAUAAAUUUUAAAAAACACAUGGCUAUCAAAACAAGUGUAGGUAACAAGUUUCCAGUAGGGAAACAUUCAAAAUUCCACGUUGAAACAAGAUUCAAGAUAGCAGUUAUAAAAUGAAUAAUGGACGAUGAAAAAUAACGGUUAGCAAAAGACCGAAAAGACAAAAUUGAACACAGCAGUAAUUGGUAAGAAACUAAAUAUAGACGGAAAAUGGAUAACGUCAGUGGGAGCCAACGUCUUUCCAAACAAGGGGACACCGCGAAAAGAGGAAAAUCACCUCAUAAAGAAUUUAAAAAGAAAGGGAGUAAAUCUAAGAUAAAGGGGUCAAGGUCUAGCGGCUCUCGGCACUCGCCGAAGAGGUCAACCACUGUCAUCAGCACCAAGGAGAAGACUCGACCUUUCAAGUACCCCGAGAACUACGGAAAGCGAUGCCCCCUCCCGGUUCCCAUUUUCCGGGACUUCUCGCACCGUAUGGCAGCCAUAUCCCAGAAUUCCAAACCCCGUUCCGCCCCGAAGCCGAAACCCAACCACGUCUACUUGCCGCCGAUUUACUGCAUCCUGGCCACUCUUCCCAAACUCCCCAAAGAUGCUUCUAAAUUAGAUAAAAGCGAUAGCGGGAUGUUGACCGCCGACUCCUCGGUCAUCUCGUUCAAAAGUGACGUACCUCUAUGUGCGCGUCCUGUAAGAAGGAAACCGCCAGCCGAAAAGGCCAAAUAAAGAUAAUUUUCGUCUUU